Seminavis robusta is the source of this 2943-nucleotide messenger RNA. The record is from the annotation of a GenBank genome assembly. Lineage: Eukaryota; Bacillariophyta; Bacillariophyceae; Naviculales; Naviculaceae.
AUGCCCCGCCGUGCUAGCUUCACGCACCUGAAGCGUCCGUAUGAAGAAGGUCGUUUGUUGGAAGAAGUGAACAAAUUGGGAGGAGGCACUCUCUUUGCCGACAAGGAGUUUCCUCCCACCGUGGCGUCUCUGAUUGACAGGCGCGAAGUUCCUCCGUUUGUGGUGGACGUCCCCAAAUUUACGCAACGAACUGCCUGGAAACGAGCGCAUGAUAUUUGGAAGAACGAUGAUGACAAGGAAAACAAGAAUAAGAAGGGAGUGGUACUGUAUACCAUGGAGAAUCUCAAGCCCACCGCCGUGAAACAAGGUGGAUUGGAGAAUUGCUACUUUCUGGCAUCCCUGACCAGUUUGAGUUUGUAUCCUGAACGCGUUACGCGUUUGUUUCUACCCAGCAGCAAUCCUGACUGUGGCAUUUACGCCGUUCGCUUUUUCUGCAAUGGCCGACCCAACGAAGUGGUCGUGGACGAUUGGCUGCCCAUUAAAAAGGGCGACGACCCCGUGUCCCAGGCAGCCGCCGCCAGUUUGGCCAGUAUCCCCAAGAAUGCCAAAGUCACCAUCCAAUCCAAAACUAACAAUGGCGAUGGCACGGAAACCAUUGUACGACAAAUUGAACAUCCCGAUGGACGCAUGCAAUUGAAAAAGACCACCACCGAUAUUGAACAACCCUCGGGGAAACUACAAUUCAGCAAAACGUCCACCGAUGAGUUGUGGGUACCCAUGGUAGAAAAGGCAUAUGCAAAGGUCCAGGGCACCUACGCUCAAUUGGAGGCCGGGUGUCAUUUCGAGACACUCCGGGACUUGACGGGAGCUCCCGGAUUCUAUUACAAAAGCGUCGACGUCGAUCGCCAUGGUCUGCUCAUGGAAGAAUUCUACCGACAACGAUUCCCCAUGUCCUGUGGAAUUGAUUAUACCUACAACAUGCCCUGGAGUGAUGAGCAGCUUGAUUCGGUUGGAUUGUUGGCCGAUCAUGCCUACAGUAUCUUGGCGGUCUGUACUGUGAAUACCAAACAAGGCAAACCCCAACGACUCGUCAAGCUACGCAAUCCGUGGGGCGAUGCCAAAGAAUGGACCGGGCAUUCCCCUCGAAGCCGAUCCCAACGCAGAAGACGCAUCUUUUGGAUGGCCUGGGAAGACUUUGCUCGCUACUAUAAUUCCUGGGAUGUCAAUCAGUAUCAGGACCACUAUCACUUCAGUGCCGCCAUGCUGCAAGACAAACCGGCCGUGGGAUAUCAUUUGGUCACGGUGCAUGUCCAACAAUCCGGAGAAUACACAUUUGGUAUUACCCAAUGCAGCAAUCGGAUGCUACCACCAUCGGCCAAGUACGAGUACUCGUCCGUUCGAGCCAUUCUGGUCAAGGCACCAGAAAAUCCGCCCAAGACGGCACGCCGUCCUUGGCAGGAUGUCAAUUUAUCAAGGGUCUGGUGGGAUCCUUCCUCCAAGCAUUUGCCCCAUCCACGAGAGAUUAGUGUCAAUUGCUAUGGGACGGCCCGGGUCAAGUUUGCACAAGAUGUGGCCGCUGCACACGACAAAAUUGAAGUGCUCACCGAAAUCUUUGCCGCCAAAGCACGACGAGAAAUGGCCGCCAGUCAUCACUUUGGUGGGGCUGGAGAACAAAUCAUUUGUCGUAGUCGUGGACAACCUGAUGCCCAAGGUAUCCAAGAAUACUACAAUCGCAACACCUGCCCCGAAGGAUACCAUUUCCGAUUGUUUACCAAUACCGAAACCAACAACGUUGUCUUGCAAGAAGACAAGAAAUUCUCCUCGUUGCACGGAGCCGAACUCGUGCGUCCGCAAAAGAAUACUGCCAACUACAAGGUCACCGGCAAGGAUGCCUACUCGAUUCGUGUCGGACCGGGUGAAACCAAGGGUGUCUUCUUAAUGGUCAAGAAGACCUUUGGUAUGGCCGGUCCCAUGGGCGCGGCGACCAUGAUUUUGGGCGAUGGUCGGACCGAAAGGGAACAAGAUUCCAAACAAAAGGAUCUUACGUCUUCCUACAACAUUCCAGACAGCACGGGUGUUCAGCAGACUGCUGCGCCGGUCGAGCAACUCACGACAAUGCACGUGGGAGGAACCAAGGGUGGUGGCCGUCGUCGCUCCAGUGGCGGCUUCCAGGCACUUGUAGCCAGUCUGCGUGGUUCUACCAAUGCUUCUUCUGUCAAGGCUACGCAGGGCAAAAAGAAAAAGAAACGUGGCAGCAUCUUUGGAUUCUUGUUUGGUGGGAACAAAAAGAUGCCAAAAGACAACGAGAGCGCCAAAGUUCCCGAUUCGGCUCCAGCACCGGCAACGGCACCAGUGCAGCAAGCGCCAGUGCCAGCCCCUCCAAUGCAAGAGCCAACCCCGCCGCCCGUACCUGCCCAAACUCCGGCUCCUGCAACCCCGCAACAUCAAGAUCAAUCUACAGCAGCGCCAUCAGCUGCGAAGGCUCAACCUUCGACGGCCAACAAUCAGGCAUCAAGCAUCCCUAAUACAGGGGAUAAUCCAGGUUCCUCCAGAGAAAGGUUCGCGAGCCUGGUUCAGAAAUUCAACGGGGAGGAAAAUACUGAACCCCCGACCGCUUCUUCUGAGUCAACACCAAAGGUCGAGUUGCGGGAGCAAGCCGAAGAUAACAAACCACAAACAUACACACAAUGCGCUUCUACAGCCAAGCCAGAAAUCUCACCCGGCAGCCGGGAGGAGCCCGCCACCAGCAAGACAGAAACGUCUAAACCGUCAAAGGGUCUUUUUGCUUCACUGUUUGGUGGCGAAAAACGGCGAAAACGAGGCCGCAAGGCUACGCCCACCGAAGAAAAGAUGCUGGAACCGUUCCCAGACUUACGACAGGCUAAUGUUGUGGAAAACACCACGACGGUAGAGGAGAAAACUGUCACGGACGAGGUAACCGGUGCAGAAGAGUUGUGGCCACAACCACAACCACCACACUCCACUUGUCAAGUAGCAAGAUAA